UCCGUCAUGUGACCACAGGUCGUUUGAGGAAGCCGUGCGACGAGUUCGCUUUCAGCUUGCUCUCCUGUUGUCGGUAAUGUGGCCGGUGUCAUGGCUCUGCCAGUCGGGUCAUGUGUUCGCGCUGAGGUUUGACUCUGUUCUAUGUUUUGAAUGGGGCCGUUUUGACCCACAUUAAAUGUGUCCCCGCCAGACCAGCAGAUACAUUUCGUCCUGAGACUUAAAGAGUAGCCGAGGGUUUUGGAUAACAGUGAAGAUAGGUCACCACCACCACCACCACCACCACCAUCAUCAUCAUCAUCAUCAUCAUCAUCAUCAUGCUGCUGGAGUUGUUUUGUCUCAUUUUGGCAUCUUGUUGCACCGGGGAGGCAAAGAGAAAAAAUGUCCUUCUAAUAAUUGCUGAUGAUGCAGGUUUUGAGACGGAGGUGUAUAACAACUCUGUGGUCCACACCCCCCACCUGCGCUCUCUGGCCCAGCGCAGCCUGGUGUUCAGCAACGCCUUCACAUCUGUCAGCAGCUGCUCCCCCAGCCGUUCCACCAUCCUCACUGGCCUGCCGCAGCAUCAGAAUGGCAUGUAUGGGCUUCAUCAGGGGGUCCAUCACUUUAACUCAUUUGAUGGCAUACAAAGUCUGCCGCUGCUCCUCAGCCAGGCCAACGUACACACAGGUAUAAUUGGGAAGAAGCACGUUGGUCCCGGAUCUGUAUACCCUUUUGAUUUUGCCUACACAGAGGAGAAUAGCUCUGUCCUCCAGGUGGGGAGGAACAUCACCCGCAUCAAACUCCUGGUCCGCAAGUUUUUCCAGACCCAUAAAGAGGAAGUAAUUGAGCAAAGGCGAAAGAAAGAAGGGAAUAAAGGAGCCAGUGAUGAUAAAAGAGACGAAGAGAGACCAUUUUUCCUCUAUGUUGCCUUCCACGACACCCACCGAUGUGGACAUUCCCAGCCCCAGUAUGGAGCUUUCUGUGAGAAGUUUGGGAAUGGUGAAAUGGGGAUGGGAAGAAUACCUGACUGGACACCAGAAUAUUACACCCCAGAACAAGUAAAGGUUCCUCCUUUUGUGCCGGACACACCUGCAGCACGGGCCGACUUGGCUGCCCAGUACACCACAGUUAGCAGGCUGGAUCAGGGUAUUGGAUUAGUUCUUCAGGAGCUCAGGGAUGCCGGUUAUGAGAACGAAACUCUGGUCAUCUACAGCUCAGAUAACGGUAUCCCCUUCCCCAACGGCAGAACCAACCUGUAUCGCUCCGGGACGGCAGAACCCAUGCUGGUGUCCUCUCCGGAGCACAGGGAGCGAUGGGGAGACACCAGCCAGGCCUACGUGAGUCUUCUAGACAUCACUCCCACCAUUCUGGACUGGUUCUCUGUUCCCUACCCGCCCUACAGCCUCCCCGGCAGCCCCGCCACCCCGGUCCACCUCACCGGUCGCUCCUUGCUGCCUGCUCUGGUCGCCGAGCCCAGCCACUGGCACACCAUCUACGCCAGCCAGUCCCUCCACGAGGUAACCAUGUACUACCCAAUCCGCUCUGUCCACCAGGGGGCGUACCACCUUCUCCACAACCUGCACUACCGCAUGCCCUUCCCCAUUGACCAGGACCUGUACGUGUCACCCACCUUCGAGGACCUGCUGAACCGCACCAGGCUGAGUCAGCCGACGCACUGGUUCAAAAGCCUGGACCAGUAUUACUACAGAGAGCGCUGGGAGCUGUACGACUCCAGAACAGACCCACUGGAAACGAGGAACCUGGUAUCAGACCCAUCCUACAGUGCUGUGCUGGAAAGCCUGAGGCAGAGUCUGCAGAAGUGGCAGUGGGAGACGGGAGACCCCUGGGUCUGUGGACCAGACUAUGUCCUGGAGGAUAAACUGGAGCCUCACUGCAGACCACUCUACAAUGGACUCUGAUGGACUCUAAUGGUACAUUGUCCCAUCAUCCAGACUCUCUCAUAACCCGGUUUUAUAGAAAGACAACGUGGUUACACUAUUUUUUUUACCGUUUUUGUAAUUGUUUAACCGAGCAAAUGUAAAUGUAGAUGCACCCCUCUCUGUCUUAAUCGCCAUCUCUGUUGUUCCUCUAUUGAUCUGCUGAUUGCAGACCCGGUGGAGUUCAUGACGCAUGACCGGCGAGGUCGGUAAAUCAAUCAGGAAAAGGGUUUUUAUUGAUAAAGGCCAGUUUUUCCUCAGAGUUCCACUUUGAAGUGACAUAGAUUCACAAUCCGUCCAUGUAGAAAGCUGAAGGCUGAAAUUUCACACGAUUUGGAUCAGUAGAUUAUUCCUUCAUGAAGUCCUUUGAAGCCGUGCACACUGAUUCUUCUUUGUUGUACAUUUUUCGUCGCAUGCACUGUUGCAUACAAUGUUUUUAGACAUUCAGGAUAUUUGAUGUUUAUAAUGAGGGAGGGCAUUUGGUUUGCCUUUAGUCUGGCAAACCAGAUCUUUGAGUUUUGAUCACUUCAGUCAGUGUCUAUCUUGGUCCACUGGUGUUAAUCCGUCUCUCU
This is a messenger RNA of Xiphias gladius (swordfish), 2485 nucleotides long. It is a transcript of the gene sgsh, whose product is annotated as N-sulfoglucosamine sulfohydrolase (sulfamidase). Lineage: Eukaryota; Metazoa; Chordata; Actinopteri; Istiophoriformes; Xiphiidae. Gene Ontology annotation, molecular function: N-sulfoglucosamine sulfohydrolase activity. Gene Ontology annotation, biological process: heparan sulfate proteoglycan catabolic process; glycosaminoglycan catabolic process. The coding region runs from base 315 to 1895 and encodes 526 amino acids. The transcript has 10 exons. The record is from RefSeq and is a predicted model, not a curated record.